UGAGAGUGAGGAGGCAGCAGCUAAUCCUCCUAAAGAUGCUUUUCCUCUUGCAGCAUUUCUUCCUGCUGGCCACAGACUUUGUGCUCGCCAUGACCCUUUCCUGCUUCUUUUAUGCCUUCAUGUGCAUUUCCAUCGCAUUUCUGACCUGCUGCAUUAUCAUCUUCUCCUUUGGCACGGCGGAGAGGAAUGUUGAUAUGAAAGGGAGAGCAAUCGUAAUUCUUGUGUCCAACAGUUCCAUUGGGAGGAUGUUUGCAAGGAACCUGGAUAAAGCAGGUUUUGGGGUGUCUGCUGCACAGUGGUCUGCUCAGGAGGAGAGAACAGUGACAGAAGAGUGCUCAUCGAACAAGGAGGUAGCCCAGCUCCACCUGACUGAGGAUGAGUAUCAGAAGACAGUGAAAACCUUCAUAGAAAGCCACUUAUCCCUGAAAGGUAUGUAUGGGAAGAUGAGGAAGCCGUCAAUCCUGAUAUGGGAUGAAGGGGCACCAGACAUGCGUGGGUUACCUGAGAGGAAAUCCUCCUCUGAGGGGAAGAAGGCUUUCAAGGCUCCACGCAGGAACUGCUUACUGCAGACAGCUCUCUACAUCUCUGUCCUCUGUCACCCACUGACCUGUGUCCUGAGUCUCCUGAAGAGAAGCCCACAGCUGCUUGUGCCUCUGCUGAAGUCCAAAAACCGAGAGGUGAGGCAGCACCCUCACAGCUCAGUUACCUGCCAGAGGUAACCAGCACCUCCUUCACCUCUGCUGGGACAGGGAAGGGGGACCCAGGUGGUGGGGACACGGCUGGGAGAACAGCCCAGGAGCAGCCUCCUGCAGCACUCUGACACCUCAAGGACUCUGCCUUUCUGCAUCAAUGUGGCCCUGAGCAAUCCAGCCCGGGGCACAGCAGUACAUUCAAAUCAAGAGCAAACACGAGACCAGCCAGCUCAGUCUCCAAGGCCGAGCCUUAACUGCUCUCCAUCAUCUCACUGGAUUUUAAGAUGCACAAUAGUUGAUCUUAAAGGGCAAACCUCAAAAUAUCCUGUCUCUUGUUCAUUGCUGGACCAUCUCCCCCCAGUUCCUGUAUCCUCACUGCUGCAGGCUCCAAAGGCCCAUGGAUUCCAUUUACUCCAGCACAUGGCUGGAAGAGCAAUUGAAACGGUGUUCCCCAGCAUCCCUGCUUGAAAGGAAGCACCCAGAGCACCCUAUGGUUCUCUGAUCCAGGCUUUAGGACAGAAGAGAAAACAGAAAAAAUGAUUAAAAACAGAAAAUAAAAAGGCAGACAGUUCAUGAGAUGACUGCCAGUGUCCCUACUGGGUGGUCUAAUCUUUUCUUGCUUAAGGGGAGAGGGUCCCUGGCUCUCCAUCUAACACUCCUGCAGGUGUCUGGUUCUCAGCAGCAUCUUUAUGUUUUCUGAGUGUUGGAUCAGAGCCAUAAGGCAGGCUGUGGAUGCUGCAUGGAACACAGAGGUGGAUACAGCCUGUUAGCCCCUGCCCUGUGUCACCAGUGGCUGCUGCAGCAGCUGGGCUGAGGCAGCACAUGCAGCCAAACAGCAGCAGAAAUGAACUCAGGGAAAUGAGUUAACAGCACUGAAGAGCUAAAACUCUCCUGCUGUCUUUCAGCCAGGAAGGAAACCCAUGGAGCUCUACACAUUAGCACUGUCACACCACAAUGAUAAAAAUGAACAUAGCUAGGAUCAGAAGUGACAAAUCCCUGGCAGUAGGGGAUUAUGAGCAGUGACUUCAAUUGCAAGACAACAAAAAACGGUGGAUGAAGACAAAACACCUUCAGAACCACGACACAGGUCUGCAACUCCCUUGCAAGUCUAAUGUGUAAGGAAGAGAACACCAAGACACUGAAAUUUUGAGUUGUUCAUUACAAUGCUGUACUGUGCACACUGGGAUAUGCACAGAGGAGAAAACAUCUGAGGUGAAACGAAAUAAAGGAAGAACUGUGCUUGGAAGCAAAACGCUAGGGCUUGGUUUUCAUUAUCUAAAGCCACAACUCAGAACUGCCUGACUGAUGAUAAGAGAUGUCACCCUCCCAGGGAGCUGGAACCAGGGAGGAAAAUGAAAGCUUUCAAAACAGCUUCUGUAAGACAUUAAACCAGCUUAAUAUCAAAUCAGACUGAAAACAAACAUUUUAAUUCUGUGACAUCAAAGCACUGAGAGAGAACAUGUUAAAGCAGAAAAUUCCUGAAUUAAAAGCUUGAGGUUUUAGUCUUUACACAUUUGGCAAAUAACCAGUUACAUGAAUUAUGCCAAACCCAUAUAUUCUGCAGAACAUCCCAGAAAAUGUUUCCUUUAGUCAGAACCCUGCUCUGAGCCAGUGUUGUCAACUCCCUCAGUGCAGAAUCCCAUUGUGUGUGCAUAGCCCUGUACAAUUUCAGCUGAUAACCAUUAUUUUCUCCUCCAAAACGUGGCAGGGGACACAUGUGGGCUGCUGCAUGGCUACUGCUUCUCUCCCAAAGUGACCUUCAA
Catharus ustulatus (Swainson's thrush) is the source of this 2455-nucleotide messenger RNA. RefSeq lists its product as uncharacterized. The transcript is spliced from 3 exons. NCBI's taxonomy places the organism in Eukaryota, Metazoa, Chordata, Aves, Passeriformes, Turdidae. The coding region runs from base 36 to 719 and encodes 227 amino acids. The record is from RefSeq and is a predicted model, not a curated record.